GAAGCUCCAGUCUUCCAGGAUGGAGGAGUGACCCGGGAGCCCUUGAUUGGUCCUGCCGCGGAGGGAAGGGCUGCCCUGUUUGGAGGGCGGUAGAGAGGCCCCCUCCCCCCAGCAGCGCCUAUAUAGCUGAGUGGUGGCCUGGAGAAAGUGUUCCGGAGCAGUGCCGGUCUCCAGGCUCCAGAGGUCACAGUAGCAGAGAACUGAGAUUCUCACACCAUGACGAACCGCCUGGGCACAUGGGGACUGGCCAUCUUCUGCAUGCUGCUUGUCAGCCACUUCUCCACAGUCAAGGCGAGGGGCAUAAAGCACAGGUUCAAGUGGAACCGGAAGGCUCUGCCCAGCAGCGGCCAGAUCACCGAAGCCCGCGUGGCUGAGAACCGCCCGGGAGCCUUCAUCAAGCAAGGGCGAAAGUUGGACAUCGACUUCGGAGCAGAGGGCAACAGGUACUACGCGGCCAACUACUGGCAGUUCCCAGAUGGGAUCUACUAUGAAGGCUGCUCUGACGCCAACGUGACCAAGGAGAUGCUGGUGACCAGCUGCAUCAACGCCACCCAGGCGGCCAACCAGGCUGAGUUCUCCCGGGAGAAGCAGGAUAGUAAGCUCCACCAGCGAAUCCUCUGGCGGCUGAUCAAAGAGAUCUGCUCCACCAAGCGCUGCGAUUUCUGGCUGGAGAGGGGAGCGGCACUGCGGGUCACUGUGGACCAGCCAGCAAUGGUCUGCCUGCUGGGUUUCAUUUGGUUCUUUGUAAAAUAAACAGCAACGAGGCUGGCAGCCACAGAGAUGGGAAUCUAUGUAGCCCAAGUUGGCGUCAAACUCAGGAUCUUCUGGCCUCUGCCUCCUGAAUGCUGGGAUUACAGACAUGCAACCAAGCCCAGAUUCUUGUUUACCUCUGAUGUCCCCUGGUCCUGUGUGUGUGUUCUUGGGUAUCCUGUGAGCAUCUUCAAACAUGCUUGCUUUGUACAGAGCUCUCUGCAAUAUAUAUAUGACUAUUAUUUAAAUUUUUAAAAAAUCUAACCUUUGAAGAUCCUUCCACAGGCCCUCCUCCCCUUUUGGGGGCCUCCAGGAGUUGCUGAGGGUAUAUUCUCUUUUGCAAGGAGCAUCUGUGGGGGCUUAGUGGGAACGUUAUUGUCAAAGGAUUCAUCUGCAGCAUUUCGGGACAUGAGAGCUGAUAAUAGUACCUCAUGUGCUGAGUUCCCACUGCUUCAGUUCUUCUCAAGGACAUCUCUGGGAGGCUUCACAUGGUAAAGGGCCUUGAGGCGGGCAGCCCAAGGACACACAGCCUACCACGGGACCUUUCGACACUGGUCAGACAGCGCAGAGAAACCAGCCUGCUGCUGCACUCUGGCGCCAACCCCAGACUCCUCGACUCCCGACGUCUGCUACUCCUAAACCAGAGAACAAGGAGAAGCCCCGGACCACAGUCUCUUCUUUGCAUGCCAUUUUAAAUAGCAGGUAGUAAAGAAAGAUGGUUCUUAGAUGGUGACGUUGGUGUUUCAGCUCCCUGCUCAAGGCUUAAUUACUAGGGUGGGCGCACAAAGCUGUUGGUUACCAACUUCAUUCUGAUGUGAAAAUGCUCAGACUGGACAUAGUCCAUGCACCAUGAUUACUGUGUUCUCUCAUACCACUGCUUGUCCCACCCAGUGAACCUAACUGUGACAGCAAAUGAAUGUUCAUGUGGGAUUUGGCUGCAAAGUUUGCCUGUUAAAUUUUUAGCUGAGACGUCCUUGCUCUUACAGAUCAGAAUGAGGAUAUUCGAGUCUGGCUUUGACUUGGCCAAGAGUUUACUGGCUGACCAUUAAGAACAGGGCCCCAAAUGGCACUUCUAGAUUAUUCUAGUAGUGACUUGAUAACAUGAACAAUUUCACCAGCCAUUGCUUUCUUAUCCCUUCGGAGCGUUACCAAGUUAGCAUGUGUGUGUGUGUCGUGUUGGUGCUUAGGCAAGCUGGAGCAGAGUGAAAAGUGGCCACACUUUCACAUCCAAUUAUGUCAACGCCUUCCCAUUUCUCCUGACUCCCCUCUCAUUCACUCACUUGCAAAUGCAAACGUAGAAAUUUGCAAUCCUAAUACAGAGCGCUGGAUACCUUAAAACUUUACUUAACUUCAUUUAAUGCUUUCUGUCCAUUUUUUAAUGACUUUUGUUUUCUUGUUUCUCCAGCCCCAUCUCCCUCCUUCUACCCUGGUUUGAGACCUGCACCCCUUUACUGUAUGUAUUUAAAUAUAAAGACAAGGAUUUUUAUUUUGCUCCAUUACAAUCUUUAAAACGCUGUGAUCGAGUGUAUAAUACUUGUUUCUCUGAAGUUUGCCUUCCUGACUUAAUAGAAUGCCAUUAAACUCUCUGGAUCACUAUCUAACUAGUUAACAUGUCCUUCUAGAUGACUGCGAAAUAUUCCACAGCACAGAUGUGCUGGGACUGACAUAAUAAUUUCCUUCUUGAUAGACCUCCAGAUUGUUCUUAUCUGGCAAACAAUAAACUCCCUUAU
Molecule: messenger RNA, 2480 nt
Organism: Peromyscus maniculatus bairdii (prairie deer mouse)
Lineage: Eukaryota; Metazoa; Chordata; Mammalia; Rodentia; Cricetidae
Gene: Prnd
Product: prion like protein doppel
Biological process (GO): protein homooligomerization; intracellular copper ion homeostasis
Cellular component (GO): membrane
Molecular function (GO): copper ion binding
Source: RefSeq, a predicted model, not a curated record